Candida dubliniensis CD36 is the source of this 1125-nucleotide messenger RNA. It is a transcript of the gene QCR2, whose product is annotated as ubiquinol--cytochrome-c reductase subunit 2. Gene Ontology annotation, cellular component: mitochondrion. The record is from RefSeq and is a predicted model, not a curated record. Lineage: Eukaryota; Fungi; Ascomycota; Pichiomycetes; Serinales; Debaryomycetaceae. Gene Ontology annotation, molecular function: metal ion binding. The coding region runs from base 1 to 1125 and encodes 374 amino acids. The transcript has a single exon.
AUGUUAUCUCGUGCAUCAAUUCGUGCUUACAGCUCUAUACCAAACUCAGUCAAAAUUGCAGCCAAAGAAUCUGCCACUGACUUGACUAAAUUAUCAGUUAUCAUCAACAAUGCUGGGUCAAAAACUGGUAAACUGGGUGUGUCCCACUUAUUAUCCAAAUUCACCUUUUUAAACAAUGGUGCCAAAUCUGCUUUGAGAUUUACUAGAGAAUCUGAAUUAUUAGGGGGAACUUUCGAAGCCAAAGUUACCAGAGAUGCUUUGAUUUUAAACACUUCAUUUUUGAAACAAGAUUUACCAUAUUACGUUGAAGCUUUGGGAAAUGUCGUUUCAAACACUCAGUUCACUCCACAUGAAUUUAAUGAAGUUGUUUUGCCAACUGCUAAUGUUGAGGCCAAAUUGGCUGAUGCUAACCCAGCUUUCAAAGGUGUUGAAAAAUUGCAUGAAAUCACUUUCAGAAGAGGUUUGGGUAAUCCAUUAUUUUACAAUGAAUCUACCCCAAUUAAAGUGGAAGAAGUUGCUCAAUUUUCUAAAGAUCAAUUUUCUGGUGAGAAUAUUUCUAUCGUUGCUGAAGGUGCUAAUGAAGAAGAUUUGACUAAAUUUGUUUCAGAAUCCGCCUUCUGUUACUUACCAUCAACUUCUUCUAAUGGUGCCAAAGCUCUCCCAACCAACACUUUUACUGGCCAAGAAGCUAGGGUUUCAUCUGCUGGUGCUUCUUCUGCUUUGAUUGGUAUUCCAGUCAAACCAGCCGAUUUCGGUAAAUACGAAGUCUUGUCCGCUGCUAUUGGUACUUCAACUUUGCCAUCUACUUCCACUCCAUUAGCACAAAUCCCAGGUGCCACUUCCCACUUGUACAAAUACCAAGAUGCUGGUUUGUUUGUUAUUUCAGUUUCUGGUGAAGCUUCUCAAGUUGCACAAGGUAUUAAACAAGCCAAAUCCGUUGCUGAAUCAGUUUCUUCUGCAGCUUUAUCUGAUGCUGUCAAAGCUGCCGAAUUAUCUGUUGCAUUACAAUCAACUGUCGACUCCCCAUUAAAUGUUAAAGCUGUUGCUGAAAAAGCUCCAAUUUCCAAAUUCAACUAUGUUGCUGUUGGUAAUCUUGAUGUGUUACCAUAUGCUGAUGAAUUGUAA